Leishmania braziliensis MHOM/BR/75/M2904 is the source of this 801-nucleotide messenger RNA. RefSeq names its product DNAJ family-like protein. The transcript has a single exon. The coding region runs from base 1 to 801 and encodes 266 amino acids. Lineage: Eukaryota; Euglenozoa; Kinetoplastea; Trypanosomatida; Trypanosomatidae. The record is from RefSeq and is a predicted model, not a curated record.
AUGGACUCCACUACCACUACGUCUUCCAGAGCAGCCACAGAUGCGGAGAGGUUGCAGCAGCAGCAGCAGCAGUUGAACUCUGACACCAACCAGUCGCCACACAUCACGAAGGACAACAUCGAUACGUUCAACUACUUUCAGCUGUUUGGUUUAGUCACGCCAACCACUUCCUCGACGGCGACCGCUGCAGGCAGCAACGGUGGUGGUAAUGACGUCACACUCUCUGUCAUCGACGUGGCGGCGGUGCGCCGUACUUACCGUCGUUUGAGCCUGCGCUUCCACCCGGACAAAGACGACUCGGAUGAGGCACGCCAUGCCUUCGAAGUGGUUCGCACGGCACUAGAGACGAUCAUCGACUCGACGAAGCUCGCUGCCUAUGUCAAAACUCUCGACACAGCAUGCGGCGGUGCUGGAAGUGGCGGUCACCCCGGCGAGGAGGCGCGCCAGCGCCAGCGGGCACAGCAGGCGCAUGUAGAGGCCGAGUGGGCAGCCGACAUGCUUAUUCAGCGGGCACAGGAGCGUCUGGCAAAGGAGGCGGCGGCGCGGCAGGCGGCGCAGGAGCGGGAGGAGGCGGCGCAACAACUUCUGUCUGAGCUUACGAGCUCGCUGAACACACCGUUUCAGCUAAUGGAAGCGGAGCUGGUGCGCGACUGGGACGUAGAUGAGGAAAUGGUGUCGAUGAAGACCAAGGAGGUAAUGAAGCUGCUGCACCAACUGGCAUCGGCUGACAGUGGAUGGAUCCCUCACUUCAUGCAGGAAGGAGCGUCGCGCAAGCGUGGCCGGGAUUACACGGCACUGUGA